Molecule: messenger RNA, 1417 nt
Organism: Prionailurus viverrinus (fishing cat)
Lineage: Eukaryota; Metazoa; Chordata; Mammalia; Carnivora; Felidae
Gene: DIO1
Product: iodothyronine deiodinase 1
Exons: 4
Molecular function (GO): thyroxine 5'-deiodinase activity
Source: RefSeq, a predicted model, not a curated record
AUGGGGCUGCCCCGGGCAGGGCUGUGGCUGAGGAGGCUCUGGGUCCUCUUUCAGGUGGCCCUGCAAGUGGCUGUGGGCAAAGUGUUCCUGAUAUUGUUUCCCUCGAGAGUCAAGCAACACAUCGUGGCCAUGAACCGGAAGAACCCCCACUUUUCCUAUGACAACUGGGCCCCAACUCUGUACAGCGUGCAGUAUUUCUGGUUUGUCCUGAAGGUCCGAUGGCAGCGACUCGAGGACAGGACUGAGCCAGGAGGUCUGGCCCCCAACUGCCCCGUGGUCCGGCUCUCAGGACAGAGGUGCAGCAUCUGGGACUUCAUGAAAGGCAACCGGCCAUUGGUGCUGAAUUUUGGAAGUUGUACCUGACCUUCAUUUCUUUUCAAAUUUGACCAGUUCAAGAGACUUAUUGAAGACUUUUGCUCCAUAGCAGACUUUCUCAUCAUCUACAUCGAAGAAGCACACGCAUCAGAUGGCUGGGCUUUCAAGAACAACGUGAACAUCAGGAAUCAUCGGAAUCUCCAGGACCGCCUGCAGGCAGCCUGCUUGCUGCUGGACAGGAGCCCCCAGUGCCCUGUGGUGGUAGACACAAUGAAGAACCAAAGCAGCCGGCUCUACGCAGCGCUGCCCGAGAGGCUCUAUGUGCUCCAGGCGGGCAGGAUCCUCUACAAGGGUAAACCUGGCCCUUGGAACUACCAUCCAGAGGAAGUUCGUGCUGUUCUGGAAAAGCUCCACAGUUAGUCUGGGCAGAUCCCCCAGGCCUAGGUGAUCAGCAGGAGGGCUCCUCAAGUCCUGGCUCUCCCCCCAGCCCAUGUGGCUGUUACCUCUUCACCUGUAUCCCCAGCUGAACUACUAGCUCAGAGCUCUCUGAUCUAGCCGAACAACUGUAGUCAGAAAACGAAGCAGCAAGUGAGCUGAAUGUUAAAGACUGUACAGAAUGUCAAUGCUGCCCCCACGGCAGAGACCACAUUCAUUGCACGUGGGCCCCAUCUCCAGCCACUCUGAUACCAAGUGGUUACAUACGGCAGUCCUUACGUCAGGUAAAUUCAUUCUACCAAAUUUGCCGUUUAUGGAACUGAUCAUCUAAGACACUAAAUUGGUUUUUAGAACCAAGCAUGGGGAGAACUCCUGUUGAGGAGAAAGAGAUAAGGAAUUGAAAGCUGUCGUUCAUUGAUGCGGAAGCUCGUAUUUGAAAUUGUUUCUCUGAUUUCUUUGCAAGUCUCCUAAUGGUCAUUUGUGUUACAUUACAUCAGACUCAUGGAUAACCAUUGGUAUUCAUCUGUUUUAACUCUGCUUCUUUUCACGUUUGUCUAUGACGGCCACAGUCUAAAGUGCACACAGCUGUGACUUGACUUGAACGAAAAUGUUUUAAGAUGCAGUAAAGCUAAUACAGAAUGAUUAAAACAUCUCAGGCUAUUUGGGA